AUGAAAGAUAUUGAAGUAAAAUGUGAUGUUCAAGCUUUACAAGAUAUAGCCAAUCGUUUAAGAAUCCACAGUGUCACUGCUACGAAUGCAUCAAAAUCUGGUCAUCCUACAUCAUGUUCAUCUCUCGCUGAAAUCAUGUCCGUAUUAUUUUUCAAUGUCAUGAGAUACAGUCCGAAAGAACCAAAACAUAGAUCUAGUGAUCGAUUGGUGUUAUCAAAAGGUCAUGCAGCUCCUGUUUUAUAUGCAGCUUGGGCUGAAGCUGGCCUUUUCUCACCCUUGGAAUUACUUAAACUAAGAAAAAUUGAUAGCGAUUUAGAGGGACAUCCAACACCGAGAUUAAAUUUUAUCGAUGUGGCGACUGGAUCAUUGGGACAGGGCCUUUCCAUUGCUUGCGGUAUGGCAUAUGUGGGAAAACAUUAUGAUCGUUCCUCUUACAGGGUGUAUUGUAUUGUCGGAGAUGGUGAAAGUUGUGAAGGAAGCAUAUGGGAAGCAUUACAUUUUGCCGGUCAUUAUCAAUUGAAUAAUUUAUGUGUCAUAUUCGAUAUAAAUCGGUUGGGUCAGUCUGGCCCCACAUCACUCGAGCACAAUAUGGAGAUAUAUAAAAAGAGAUUGGAAGCAUUUGGUUUUCAUGCAGAAGUUAUCAAUGGCCACGACAUUGAGGUUCUUUGUAAAGCUUUUCAUACAGCAUGUAAAAAUGUUGAUCGGCCUACUGCAUUACUCGCACAAACCUUUAAAGGGAAAGGAUUCCCCGAUAUAGAAGAUCUCGAAGAUUGGCAUGGAAAACCACUCAUGGAUAGAGGAGAAAGAAUAAUUCAAGACUUGAAAAAUUUAAUCAGCACUGAUCAAUCGAAAUUAAAACCAUUAGAAAUAGUAGAUGACUCCCCCAUUGUAGAUAUAUCGAACAUUAAAUUGUCUACACCACCUAAUUAUUCCCUGGGAGAUAAAAUAGCUACCAGAUUGGCGUAUGGAGUCGCUCUUUCAAAAAUAGCUGCAUCCAACGAUAGAGUCAUUGGAUUGGAUGGCGACACGAAAAAUUCAACUUAUUCCGACAAGUACAUAGAGUGUUACAUAGCCGAACAAAAUUUAGCUGGGGUUGCCAUCGGAGCAGCUUGUCGAGACCGUACCGUAGCUUUUGCAUCAACAUUCGCUGCCUUUCUAACAAGAGCUUUCGAUCAGAUACGAAUGGCAGCCAUAUCUCAGAGCAACGUUAAUUUUGCCGGAUCUCAUUGCGGAGUUAGCAUCGGUGAAGAUGGUCCCAGUCAAAUGGGUUUAGAGGACAUAGCCAUGUUUCGUAGCGUUCCCAACUGUACCGUAUUUUAUCCGAGUGAUGCAGUGAGCGCAGAAAGAUCCGUCGAAAUCGCUGCCAACACGAAAGGUAUAUGUUUCAUAAGAACGUCGAGACCCGCAACCAGCGUCCUUUACAAAAACGAUGAAGAUUUUGCCAUAGGAAAAGCAAAAAUAUUGAAAAAAUCCAACGACGAUCAGGUAUUGAUCAUAGGUGCCGGAAUAACACUUCACGAAGCUUUGGAUGCGGCCAACAAACUCGCUGAGAAAAAUAUUUCCGUUAGGAUUUUGGAUCCAUUUACGAUCAAACCCCUCGACGAGGACGCCAUCAUAUCGAACGCCAAAGAAUGUAACGGAAACGUCAUAGUCGUGGAAGAUCAUUAUCCGGAAGGAGGAAUCGGUGAAGCCGUUAAAAGUUGUCUAGCAGAAGAAAGAAAUACUUGCAUAAAACAUUUAGCGGUGAGAGAAAUUCCGAAAUCCGGACCACCGAACGCACUCUUAGAAAAAUACGGCAUCAAUUCGGCCGCCAUUAUUCGCGCCGUUAAAUCUUUUUCAAUAUAA
Molecule: messenger RNA, 1845 nt
Organism: Pediculus humanus corporis (human body louse)
Lineage: Eukaryota; Metazoa; Arthropoda; Insecta; Psocodea; Pediculidae
Product: transketolase, putative
Exons: 2
Coding region: 1-1845 (614 amino acids)
Molecular function (GO): transketolase activity; thiamine pyrophosphate binding
Source: RefSeq, a predicted model, not a curated record